AUGAGUGCAUUUCCAAUUUUCAAAUACCAGCAACCAUCAACAAAUGCAUUUUUUAUGUUAUUUAAAGUAUUGUACCAACAGGUGCAGCAGGUGCUGGCACGGUAUGUCAUUAGUGCUGCAGCAGUUAUUGAUACGGUAAAUAUGUUUUGGUCAGAGCAUGCAUUGAUGGUGAGGUUUUGGCGUGGAACAUUAAAACAACCUUUUGCGGUACCAUUGUUCAAAGGAAUCUGGGGGGCUCAUCCAAGGUUCUUAAAUCGAACAGUUCUAGUGAAGAAUAACGAUGUCGAGUCAGCGUUUACGUUACUAAACAGAUUGAUGAGUUCCGAAGGAUUGAUAUCAUUGAUUCGUCGAACGCAAUUCUAUGAAAAACCUUUUCAACAACGAAAUCGUACAUCGAUGGAAAUGUCAAUUGCCAUAUUGAAAGAAGAUACACAAAGGAAGACGAAAUUCCUGGUUCGAAAGAAUCGUCUUGAUGCAUAUCCAGGCCAAUUUACUACUUAA
Molecule: messenger RNA, 501 nt
Organism: Dracunculus medinensis (Guinea worm)
Lineage: Eukaryota; Metazoa; Nematoda; Chromadorea; Rhabditida; Dracunculidae
Source: the annotation of a GenBank genome assembly